AUUAUGAAAUCAGCAUUGCUUCUUUUAGUCAUAGCUCUGGCAACAGCUUCAACAGUUGGAGACCUAACUUAGAGAUUGUAGAACUAUGCCGAUCAUCCUUUUGGAUCGUCUAUGAUUAACUUGGUGAGUGUAAAUAUGAAAACUGGUGGAUCACUAAAUGAGCUUAAAUAACUUCUCUAACAAAUAAAAGAUGAAUUAAUUGCACUUACAUAAUUAUAAGAUUAAGAAAAUGGCACAUUUACAAGAAGAUCUCAAGUUGACCUUGCCAAAUUGUAAGCCACACUUGAACAAGCCUAAUAAGAUCUUGAUAAUUAAAGAUAAGAGUAAUAAAGUCUUAAUAAUGAAUUGUCUACACUUUAAACAAGAGUUUAAGAAGAUUAAGCAGCUCUUGAUAGAAAUGGAAGAGGAAGUUCUGAUGCUUAAUCUAGACUCGAUUCAGAAAAUACAGAUUUUGCUACCAAAUAUUCUGAUUAUAGUGAUGCCACCUUAGCAUGUAAAGAAGCUUAAAGAUUAUUAAUGAAUUUGAGAGGUGAAGGUGCAUCUCUAAUACAAUUAACGUAUUGAUUUAUCAUUAUUAUUAUUAGAUAAGACACAAAGAGUAAUCUUUUAUAAACUAAAGAGAACUUCUAAAAAAUAAAAGAAAUUCUUGAAGCUCAUACAAAAAAGAGUUCACUCACUCUUUUCUAACCAAUAAUAGAAGGUUUGGCUGAAAUGACAACUAAAGUAAAUCCAGAAACUUUAAAUAAUGUUUUGAGUUUAGUUGCUAGAUUAAUCACUGCUUUAUAAGAAGGAUAAGAUUAAUUAGAAGCUAAUCAUAAAACUCAAGUUGAAAAUCUCACUAGAUUAACAGAUGAUUUAAGAAAUGAAAAAUAAACCCUUCAAGUCUCAUUAGCUACUGCCAAUAAUAGACUCAAAGAAAUUUAAUCUAGAUUGAAUGAAUUAGAUGGAUUAAUUAAUAUAUCUAAUGCCAUUGUUGAAGUCACAUAAUUAAACAUAUAAGAUGCCACUAGAAUCAAUGAAUUAGAAGAUUAAGAAUACAGCAACUAAAAAGUUAGUAGGUAUUUAAUAUAUUCCUAAUAUUUCAUUAGAUAAACUGAAAUUGAUAUCGUAGAUAGAUUAAUUGAAUAUAUCAACCAAAAGCUAUCUGAAUGAUUAAUACAUUAAAAUUGC
Molecule: messenger RNA, 1170 nt
Organism: Paramecium sonneborni
Lineage: Eukaryota; Ciliophora; Oligohymenophorea; Peniculida; Parameciidae
Source: the annotation of a GenBank genome assembly